Messenger RNA from Pseudopodoces humilis (Tibetan ground-tit), 2146 nucleotides. RefSeq names its product sodium- and chloride-dependent betaine transporter. Gene Ontology annotation, molecular function: gamma-aminobutyric acid:sodium:chloride symporter activity. Lineage: Eukaryota; Metazoa; Chordata; Aves; Passeriformes; Paridae. Gene Ontology annotation, biological process: amino acid transport; sodium ion transmembrane transport; nitrogen compound transport. Gene Ontology annotation, cellular component: cell projection; plasma membrane. The record is from RefSeq and is a predicted model, not a curated record.
AGCCCUGUGCUGUAUCUCUGCCCCACCGCUCCUGGGCAGGGCUGCAGGAAGGUUUUGGUGCCCCAGGCUGGACUGCAGAGCCAUGACAAGAGCCAUGUCCAAGGAUGGAGAGCCCAAUGGGGCCACCACAUCUCCUGAAGAGAUAAAAAUAGAGGAAAUGGAAGAGAGAGGCCAGUGGAGGAACAAAAUGGAGUUUGUGCUGUCUGUGGCUGGGGAGAUCAUCGGCCUGGGAAACGUGUGGAGGUUCCCCUACCUCUGCUACAAGAACGGUGGAGGAGCCUUCCUCAUCCCCUACCUCAUCUUCCUCUUCACCUGUGGGAUCCCCCUGUUCCUCCUGGAGACGGCGCUGGGGCAGUACACGAGCCAGGGAGGGGUGACGGCCUGGAGGAAGAUCUGCCCCCUCUUUGAAGGAAUUGGAUAUGCCUCCCAAGUCAUUGUGGGAUACCUGAACAUCUACUACAUCAUCAUCCUGUCCUGGGCACUCUUCUACCUGUUCAGCUCCUUCGCCUCAGUGCUACCAUGGGCCAGCUGUGAUAACUCCUGGAACUCAGAUCUCUGUAUGGACAUUCUGAAUAGAUCCAGCCUGGACAACAGGACCUUGCCAGUGAAUGCCACCUCCUCAAUGAUUGAGUUUUGGGAGAGAAGAGUCCUGGGGCUCACGGAUGGCAUUGACAAACUGGGCACUGUGCGCUGGGAGCUGGCUCUGUGUCUCCUGCUGGCCUGGAUCAUCUGCUACUUCUGCAUCUGGAAAGGGGUCAAGUCCACGGGCAAAGUCGUUUACUUCACUGCCACCUUCCCCUAUGUGAUGCUCCUCAUCCUGCUGGUUCGAGGGGUGAUGCUGCCAGGGGCUGCUGAGGGAAUCAUCUUCUACCUGAAGCCUGACAUCUCCAGGCUGGCAGACCCACAGGUCUGGAUGGAUGCAGGCACUCAAAUCCUCUUCUCUUAUGCCAUCUGCGAGGGGUGCCUGACAGCUCUGGGCAGCUACAACAAGUACACCAACAACUGUUACAGGGACUGCAUCCUGCUCUGCUCCCUGAACAGUGCCACCAGCUUUGUUGCUGGCUUUGCCAUUUUCUCUGUGCUGGGCUUCAUGGCUCGAGAGCAGGGCGUUCCUAUUUCACAAGUGGCUGAAUCAGGUCCUGGCCUGGCUUUCAUAGCAUAUCCAACAGCAGUAACAAUGAUGCCCGUGUCUCAGCUCUGGUCCUGCCUCUUCUUCCUCAUGCUGAUCUUCCUGGGACUGGACAGCCAGUUUGUCUGUGUGGAAAGCCUGGUGACAGCUAUUAUUGACAUGUUCCCAGGAGUGUUUCGGAAGAAGGGGCGCCGGGAGCUGCUGAUCCUGGCCAUUGCUGUCAUGUGCUACCUGCUGGGCUUACUGCUGGUCACUGAGGGUGGCAUGUACAUCUUCCAGCUCUUUGACUACUAUGCUGCCAGUGGCACAUGCCUGCUCUUUGUGGCUGUUUUUGAAGUCAUCUGUAUAGGAUGGGUGUAUGGUGCCGACCGCUUCUACGACAACAUUGAGGACAUGAUUGGUUUCCGGCCGUGGCCCUUGAUCAAGAUUUGCUGGCUGGUGUUCACCCCAGGGCUGUGCUUGGGCGUUUUCCUCUUUUCCCUGAUCAAGUACACACCCUUGAAAUACAACAAUUCCUACGAGUACCCACCCUGGGGCUACAUGCUGGGCUGGCUGAUGGCACUCUCCUCCAUGGUCUGCAUUCCUCUCUAUGCCAUCUUCAUCCUCCUGAAAACCAAAGGACCCCUGAAACAGCGGCUGAUGCAGCUGCUGUCCCCGGCGCAGGACCUGCCGCAGCCCGGGAGGAAGCGCAUGGGGCCGGCUGGUGUGAGACCCGAGGGAUGGUCCCCGCCAGUCCAGGAGGUGCUCAGCAUCACAGAGAGAGAAACACACUUCUAAGGCACCUGGGAUGUUUCCUCCGUAACCCAGACUGGUUGGCUCUCUGCUUCCCAAAGCGGUUUCUUUUCCCUUCUCUCGCUCACAGCUGGCACAAUUCCUCUCCUUGCAGCCAGCUGUUUGCACCCCCUGGCAGCAGAGUUUCUCUGUUUCUCUUACACCCUGGGGACAGCUCCUCCUCCAGCACGCCUUUGUCAGAAGUGCCCUUCAUUACUGACACCGCCCGGGAAGAGAAAAACAACA